GAUUUUCACUUUUUUGUAAGGUUCUUCAACGACGACAUAGUUUUGUGGUUCGCACCACGAGUUAAUCUUAGACAAUGUUAGAACACCAGAAAGCACUGGAUAGCCCUUUUGUUUUAGAGCAGGACUCCUCGACAGUGCACAUCCAUAACCCAAAUGAGGAUCGAACCCUGAGUUUUCAGGUCUCGUGGAUGUUCUAGUUCUCCCUGGUUUUUAGAUGUUGUCUGAGAUUAAUCCGACCUGUAAACUAUGAAAUCCAAUAAUCUUUGAAACAUCCUGUAACAAUAAAUAAGCAAAGUUAAUGACGCCCAACAACGGUGGUGUUUCUUGACUUUUAGGUGGCAUUCGACUCUUGCACAGUCGACAUUUUUUAAAUAAAAUUCCAUUUAUUCCCCCCUUAGGAACGAAUCUCUUUUUAGUUAUUUUCAUAUCAAGUCAACAACAGACGAUGGACUGUCUAAAGUCUAACCUCUGGUUCACUUUAUCAUUAGCCCAAAUGAAAACAUUCAGGACUCGUGACAAGUUUGUUGUACAUAAGCCUUCGUCUUGCAAGUCAUAAAUUCAUUCAUCAGACUUAUUAUUAGCCUCAGAAGAUUCUGUUUUUUUUUCGUUUCUUCUGCAACAAUAUUCAUAACAGGCUGCUUAUCACAGUUUCUUGUUGAAAACCCAUUCGUUAACUAUUUCCACUAGUUUUUUGUGCAACAUUUGUUUUAAGAUCUAAAAGUUCUGAGCAGAAUCUUCCAUUGAAUCAGAUAGUUUCUUGAUAUAUUAAAUCAAUUAUCUCGUCACAUUAUUUUUGUUAGAUUUCCUUAGCUUUUGUGAAUUUGUGAUGGUAUGUACCCCAAUUUCACAUAAAAUCGAGAGUUGUUCUCAAUAGAUGUUAUUAAGAAUAAUCGAAUUCGUUUGUAUAUAAAGCCAUCUUUCUUUUUAUAUCUACUGAUCCUUUCUUUUAUUUCACUCUUUUUCAGUGAUGAAGAUAUGAUAUCCAUAGCAUCACUCAUGUCAUUAAGUCGUACUGGAAGUUUUAACGUUGGCAGUGGAGUAACUAUUAAUGAUCUAGGUGGUGUCGCAGCAUUUUCACCAACAACAGCGAGGCUCUCUAACGUGGAUGAUUUUAAUUCACAUUCCUUUUCAAAUAGUACUUUUCACACUGAUCUUAGUGAAUUAACUGCUAAACUACAAUCUUUGGAACGACGUCAAAUAGAUCCCCUUGUAGAAUCUCCUAUAAAAGCAAACGGAAAUUUUUCAGAUUAUUCUUCAGAAUUAGAUAAUUCCAAAAUCACUCUAAAUAGUUCGAAGAACCAAGAUUCACUCUCAUCUACGGUUGAUGAUAUGUUGACAAAACCACUUAUUCCUACUUUUGAUAAAACAAUUCCUAAUUCAACUGAAUUAAAGCCUAUUUCAACUCAAAGUCGAUAUGAUUUACUUCUAUGGUGUCAGUUGGUGACUAAAUCUUAUGACAAUAUACAGAUAGUUGAUCUUACUACAUCAUUCCAGAAUGGAUUAGCUUUCUGUGCUAUCCUGCAUCAUUUUUUCCCCGAUCGAAUUGAUUACAACUCAUUGUCAUCGGAGAACCCUCUACAAAAUUGUCGCCUGGCAUUCGAUGUGGCUUCUAAAUUGGGAGUACCCCGUGUACUUGAUCCAAGUGAAGUAGUUUCUAAAAGUCGUUCACCUGAUUUGCUCAGUAUGAUGACAUACCUCCAUCAAAUCCGUACAUUUUGCUGUGAACGAACAAAAAAUAAUGAUGAGAACUCUCCAUGUACAAAUGAUAACUUAGUAUUAAAUGGGAUCUUUGAACAAUGUAUCAAAACCAACAACUCAGAAACGAAUCAUAGUUUGCAGAAAAUUGAAAAUCCGCCGGACGAAAACUCAAACAAUGCUAAAAAUAAUUUAACUAAUCCAGAUAAAGCUGUUAGAUCAACACCUAAAAAGAAAAUUCCUUUAAUGAAUUAUGAACAUAUGUUGGCUAAAGCACGUAGUCUCUUGCAGCAAUCACGUCUAAAUUACUUAGCACCAACAAGUCGACCUGGUGCUUUACCGCCUUUAGCGCAUCCUCGUAAACCACAUCCUAUAUCUGGUUCAUUGACAGCAAUUCAUUCAGUAGAUGAAAAUUUUAACCGAAAUCCAGUGACAGAAGAAAGUUUAACGAAUAUUACAUUAACUGAUGGACAAAAUCAUCGAUUGACUGAUACAAAGUUAUGUACAAAACAUCGAAAAUCCCAUAAAACUCUGUACAGAUUUAAUUCAGAUGGCACAAUAUGUAUACCGAAUGUUGAUACCUCAUUAAAUUCCAUUUCUAAGCCAUUUCGAUUUUCAACGAGUAAUAUUUUUCCAACACUUAGUAAACCACCACAGUCAACUGUUGACACAAGGUUUUCUCCGGAACAAAUGAAAGUUAGACGUCUACGUCUGUCACAAAUGAAUCUCUUUGCGUCGGGUCGAGGUAGUGGUGCACCAGUACCUAUACGUAUUGGUGAACAUCAUUUGGAUAAUAAAAUGGAUAACCGAACUCAAGUCUCCACUUCUAUCAAAAAUCAAGGCACUUUAGUCAAUAACAGUUCGUCUAAUGCACUUCUCUCCGUUUCGAAUUAUAUCAGCAAUGAGCAGGCUGAAUUAGAAGAGGCACAAAAGAAGUUAGAUAAAGAAGCAGCUGUACUAGAGCAGCGUUUACGCCAACAAAUGGCAUACGAGCCAGGCACCGCAUUAGAAGAAGAAUUGUUAAGACGAUGGUUUAUUUUAGUCAAUAAGAAGAAUGCCCUAAUUCAUCGGGGCUUCCAGUUGUCUAUAAUGUAAGGCCGUUUAUCCUUUUAUCCGUAUUAUAAGUGUGAUAUUCUUUAUUACUAAUGGAUAUUUCAAUCUAUAUGUUAUCUAAAUAAAUACGUUAUUAACUCAACUUAUACAAUGACAAUUAUUUCAACGGCCUUGCUUCUAUUUUAUCAGAUUGUUGCGAUAACAUAGAGUUCGGAAAAUCAAACAGAUUUAUUGGAUACUUCUAAGAGUCGUCCUCUCUUAGAUUAAAGCAGUAUUAGGGUAUAUUUUGUUGAGAUAUUUUAAAUCAGACUACAUUAAAGACAGAAGCCUGUAAAAUAGAAUAAAGAAGAGAAUAGCGUACAUUCAAAUAAAUCCAGUAGGUUGCCAAAAAGUCGUUUUCCUUUUAAGCUCACUACCAUUUAUUCCAUUGUAAUUUGUCCAGCUUCUUCUGCGAAAUUGGAGCAGUCAAAAGUUGCCAAAUGAGAUCACCUUUUUCCAGUCAGGUGCAAGUUAUUGAUCAAUAAAUGGUUUUAUUCUCUAAGGAGUAGAUAAAUGUAUGAAUUAGUGAUCAUAGAUGUGUACCGGUUUAGCCCGUUGAACUUUCUUUACUCGUAGUUUUCUCACUGGUAGCCACCUAGACUUGCGUAUGAGAAGUUUUUUUAUCAGUAUCAGACUCCAACAUUACUCGUCAUAACAUCUUAUCUAAAAAUUAAGGUAGAUAAACUUUCUUCGAAGCGCUUUGUAAUCCAAUUAAAUUUUUGAAACUAAUUAUUUUGUAUUUAAACCAUCCCAUUUACCCUGAUCCUUUUUUGUGUUAGAACGUACGCGAUAAUCGUCACUUUUUUAUUCUUAGUUGAGCCUGUCGUGAUAAUACAAUGUUCCACCAAAAUGUUAUUAUACCAUUACAUCAAUAACAAAUUGUUUAUUUAUUUCAGGGAGAAGGAAGAUGAUUUGAAAAAGAAAAUGAAAAUGUUGCAGGAUGAAUUACGAUCGAUUUUAUCCGUUGAAGGUAAAUUUAACUGGAUAUUACCACUGACACACAGACUAAGCUACUAAAAUUAACCGGAAACAAGAGUGCCUUGAAGGAUAACCAUAAAUAAGUGGUAUAUUUGUGUUAUAACAUAACGGUGCAAUCACUUACCUUUCCAACAAAUUAUAAAGUGCUAGACAUACUAUUUUUCGUGAUUUCAGUUCUUAAUUUUGCGUCCAAAAACUUAACUUCCCCAUCCUCUAGUGAUCUUUGCUUUUCCCUGUGUGGUUGUCUUUGAGUUUGUUCUUUUUUUAUAUUUAUUAACAGACUACACAUAUAAACAGUGUUCCCCAUAAUUUAGCAUUUUGCGGCGACAAUAAAUUUUUCUUCGAAAUGAACAUGUAUUACGGGCAGUCAGGUGUAAUGCUUGAUAUUGCAUAUUUCUAGCUUAUAAUAGACUCGUCCGAUUCAUAUGUUUAGUGAACAUUUGUCACCUCAAGAAGGUAAGUAGCUUUGAGCUUCAAACGCUCUGCGUCUUACGCGAUUUUUUUUCUGUCUGUAUGAAGUUGGUUGCUAAAAUGAAGGAAGAACAACUUAUUUCUCAUGACAAAAACCGAUUAGUAUUUAUCCCUGAAUUUUUGUAGGCUUAGAUAAAACUACAUCACUUUUAUGUAUCGUUACAUUUGCUUAUCUGGGUCUCGAAAAAUCUAGUUAAGUGUCUUACUUUAUCCUAUAAAUGUGAGAAAUGAACUCGCAACACCUGGAGAUUACGACAACAAAAGCGUUGCCACAAGUUUAUGGGCAUAAAGUAUUUGUUAGCUUAGGCGUUAAGUUCAUCAUUCAAGCAUUCGGGAGUCACGUAGUAUCAUUAAUCACAAAAAAAGGUCUGUGUACAAAUGUAUUUUUUUACCGAGUCACAUUCAGUUAUUAAGCCUCUUUAAUGCAACGUGUGUAAUUUGUGAUUUCAUUAAAAUCUCAUACUAAUCGGUAAAACUUUUCUCGAAAUAAAAUAGAUUAUUUGAAAACAGAUAAUGAUAGAAGACGAGAAGAUCUUCUUUUACAAGAUCUUGUACGAUUGGUCAAUGAACGUGAUGACAUCAUUCAGGAAUUGGAUUUGCAUGAGAAAGUGUAAGUUGUUUGUAUUUUUAACACUUACGAUUUUUGUAACUUAAAGAUUAGCUGAAGAACUAGAACUGGAGCAAAAUGCAGGUUAUAUGUCAUAUGGGAGGCGUAGAAUCGACAAAAGUUGUGUACUACAAUAAUACUUAACUUAUCCAGACAAGCGUGUACAAUGGGCUGUGAUUCAUAAUAGAAAAUAUGUUUCACUAACCACUUCUGUUCGGGAUUUAUUUACUCAUUGAUGUGUACAUCGAUUCCUUUUGAAAAAGAGUACUAUUACAGUCUCUUUCAGCGCCAUAUUUCAAUUACUGUCUCAGGCGAUCACUUUUUCGUGUAUUUUCCCCAGAUGUCAUUUAAUCAGUCUUUUUCUGACUCCUGGAGUAAACAAAUUGUGAUGUUACUUUUCAUUUUCUUGGGACUGCUUUGUGUUAUGAAAAAGUUUCUUGUGUUGUUAACUUUUAUUUCAUAUUUACUUAAAAUAUAUCAAAUUAUUUCGAAAACAGAAUGAUUGUAACCUGUCUUAUACUGUUUUAAUUAUCAAUAAUACGUUUCAUGUAUAUGUAGUCAUUAUUAUUGUAUAUUUCUCUUUUCUUUCUUGAGAGUCUAUUAUGGAGUUCAAAUUGAGAAUAAUACAAUUUUAAACCAAAGUGAAAAGUAUGACUUCUCAUCGGUUAUCAAGGGUUUAGACGAACAUGAUACGCAUGUCAAUGAUUCGUUUAAUAGCACCCACUAGCAAUUACCCGGAUAAUGAAUGUUUCCCUUAGAUUCAGCCCUUAACAUUAAAAAUUCAUUUUGCAUGCAUAUAUAUAUACUG
This is a messenger RNA of Schistosoma bovis, 5651 nucleotides long. Lineage: Eukaryota; Metazoa; Platyhelminthes; Trematoda; Strigeidida; Schistosomatidae. The record is from the annotation of a GenBank genome assembly.